Messenger RNA from Coregonus sp. 'balchen', 13590 nucleotides. NCBI's taxonomy places the organism in Eukaryota, Metazoa, Chordata, Actinopteri, Salmoniformes, Salmonidae. The record is from the annotation of a GenBank genome assembly.
AGCACUGCAGUCUACUGCCUGCCUGUAGACAUAUAGUGGUGCUCACUGCUCUGUGCUGCUCCGAUGUUCACCCACACACCCACAGCUGUUCAGCCUGGCUAGUCCCGCAGAGAGAGAGAAGCAGAGAGGCAGUGUGUUGCCAGUAUAGCUAGGUCUCCAAGCCUCUACUAAACACAAUCAGAUCCUUCUCAGGAGCCUCUCUGUAAGUAGCUUGUUGCAUCACUGCAGCUCUUUUGACUCGCUCUGUCUCUGUAAAAGGAACUGUUUUUAGUAACACUGCAGGAAAUAACAUGUCACAGGAUGUUAUUUGUCCUGGGUUGAUGUGUGUCUAAUUGAGUGAAGAGAACGUUAUUAUGGGUGAUGAUAAUGUAUGAUUUGUGGCUGGUGGGAGUCUGUUCCAUUUCUCUGAAAUGGAGGCAAAACACUUAAGUUUUAUAUGUAUUUUGGACGAUGUGUGUGCCCCAAAAUGACUGUAGAAAGUAAACGUAUUCUGGAGGUUGUCACUGACACUGCAGUCAGUCAGUUCUAAAGAGAUUGCAGAGUCACAGAGAGCCAACAUGGGAACAGAGAGACGCAUGGUGGUGGUAGGUAAGGUGAUAUAACCGGAUUCUGAAGGAGUUGGUAGCUGGUGAUGCACAUGUUGUCAGUUAAUGGGCCACUAGCCCACAUCCGGUGUGUAGCCCACGUGGGUGAGAGCAUAUGCAUAGUAAUGUUAGUACAUAACGCAUAGUAGCUACCACUCCCUUACGACUGUGGCUUGCUCUCUCAGGGGGGAUGUUACAGUGACAGAGAGAUAAAGCCUUACUAUAACCAUCAACUUCCACAGAACAGAUAGGAAGGUUGAACUGACUCAGUUGGAGGUGAGCUAAAUCAGUUUUCCUGGUAGUGGAUGGAGUAGAGCCAAGCCAACCAAGGCUUCGUCCCAAUACUGCAGAGUGAGAGAGGGAUAGGUUCGCCAGCAGACCUGGAUUAAAAUGCUAUCUGAAAUAUUUCAAAUACUUUUAGCACAAGCCUGUAAUGCCAUAUGAGUAGGGUUUGCACUUGAACCCAACAGGCCUGGGUUCAGUUGCGCCAAGCAAGCUCAAUCAAGCCCAGCUAAAGUGUUUGAAAGAUUUCAAAUAGUAUUUGAACCCAGGCCUGUUGGCCAGGGUCUGUGGUUGGAACAGCUUGUAGUGAAUGAAUGGAAGGUAUUAUUUGAUUCCAUGACAGUGGUUUACUGUGUGACAGUGUCCAGGAACAUAGUGUACAGGUUUGACUCUGACAGAACACAGGAAUUGAUUUGGUUCAACAGUGGCCUGUCCAGCCUCAGCCUGGCUCUGGCUGUAAAUUACAGAUGUACAGUUAUGAGUCACACCAGAAUAUCGAGAACUUCACCUAGUAUAACCUUACAUCUUAGCUUGUAGCCCUCUGUUUCUCUCUCUCUGUUGCUCUUUCUCUCUCUCUCUACCUCUCUCUAUUGCUCUCACUCACUCCCUCUCUGUCUCUCUCUGUGUUGGUCUCUCUACCCAAAGUGGUACUCCUUAGGGUGGACAAAGUAAAACUGAUUAUCACCUGCAACUCAUAAGGACACAGUCAUUGCUAGCAUCAUCCUCAAAUACCUCCCCAAUAACCACAUCCAGCUUAUCUCACUGACUUACUAUAACUUGAAUUAGUCCUCAGAUAUAGUACACAACAUGUUCGGAAUCAGCAUCCACCUCCCCACUCACUAACGUAUUGGGUUUAUAUUCAAAACCACAGUUUAACUUCUUAUUUUUCACACACUCAUAGAGAGAGAUCCUCUACCCCAGGGCAGUGUCUGUGCCUCGCAGUCUGUGACAGUAACUUGGCAUGGUAGAGAAAUGGAGAACACGUGCAAAUGAUUAUCGCUGUGGAGAGGAAACUGAGUUACCAUUGAGUCACCUCGCUUUUCCUCUCUCUCUCAAUUUCAAAUCAAUUCAAAGGCGAUUAUUGGCAUGGGAAACUUAUGUUUACAUUGCCUAAGCAAGCGAAAUAAACAAACAAAAAGGAAAUAAACAAGGGAAAUAAACAAUCAGAAAUUAACAGUAAACAUUACGCUCACAAAAGUUUUAAAAGAAUAUAGACAUUUCAAAUGUUAUAUUAUUGGCUAUGAACAGUGUUGUAACAAUAUGCAAAUAGUUGAAGUACGAAAGGGGAAAUAAAUAAGCAGAUAAAUAUAGGUUGUAUUUACAAUGGUGUUUGGGCUCCACAGGUUGCCCUUUUCUUGUGGCAAUAUUUCACAAAUCUUGCUGCUGUGGUGGCACACUGUUGUAUUUCACCUAAUAGAUAUGGGAGAUUGGAUUUGUUUUCAAAUUCUUUGUGGGUCUGUAAUCUGAGGGAAAUACAGUGCCUUCAGAAAGUAUUCACACCCCUUGACUUUUUCCACAUUUUGUUGCAUUACAGCCUGAAUUUUUAUUUGGAUUAAAUUGAGAUUUUGUGUAACUGGCCUACACACAAUAGCCCAUAAUGUCAAAGUGGAAUUAUGUUUUUAGAAAUGUUUACAAAUUAAUUAAAAUAUGAAAAGCUGAAAUGUCUUGAGUCAAUAAGUAUUCAACCCCUUUGUUAUGACAAGCCUAAAUAAGUUCAGGAGUAAAAAUGUGCUUAACAAGUCACAUAAUAAGUUACAUGGACUCAGUCUGUCUGAAAUAAUAAUGUUUAACAUGAUUUUUGAAUGACUACCUCAUCUCUGUAACCCACACAUAAAAUUAUCUGUAAGGUCCCUCAGUCGAGCAGUGAAUUUCAAACACAGAUUCAACUACAAAGACCAGGGAGGUUUUCCAAUGCAAAGAAGGGCACCUAUUGGUAGAUGGGUGAAAAUAAAAAAAGCAGGUAUUGAAUAUCCCUUUGAACAUGGUAAAGAAAUGGAAUAGAGUUAAGCACAGGCAAAAUCCUAAAGGAAAAGCUGUUUCAGUCUGCUUUCCACCAGACACUGGGAGACAAAUUCAACUCUCAGGAGGAAAAUAACCUAAAACACAAGGCCAAAUAUCAUUUUGUGGGUAGUGGGCACAUAGCCUAUUUUCUCUUGAGAGCCAAGUCUGCUGAUGGUGACCUCUCUUGAUAGCAAGGCCAUGCUCACUGAGUCUGUACAUAGUCAAAGCUUGUAGUGGUCAGGUAUUCAAAGCUUCACAGUGGUCAGGUAUUCUGCUACUGUGUAUUCUCUGUUUAGGGCCAAAUAACAUUCCAGUUGGCUCUGUUUUUUAAAAAUUAUUUCUAAUGUGUCAAGUAAUUAUCUUUUUGUUUUCUCGUGAUUUGGUUGUGUCUAAUUGUGUUGCUGUCCUGGGGCUCUGUGGGGUCUGUUUGUGUUUGUGAACACAGUCCCAGUACCAGCUGGCUGAGGGGACUCUUCUCCAGGUUUAUCUCUCUGUAGGUGAGGGCUUUGUUAUGGAAGGUUUGAGAACCGCUUCCUUUUAGGUGGUUGUGUAAUUUAAUUGCUAUUUUCUGGAUUUUGAUAAUUAGCGGGAAUCGUCCUAAUUCUGCUCUGCAUGCAUUAUUUGCUGUUUUAUGUUGUACACAGAGGAUGUUUUUUGCAUAAUUUGGCAUGCAGUCUCAAUUUGGUGUUUGUCCCAUUUUGUGAAUUCUUGGUUUGUGAGUGGACCCCAGACCUCACAACCAUAGAGGGCUUUGUGGAAGUUACAUGUGGUGCUGAUGUUUAGGCCGAGGUAGGUAUAUUGUUUUGUGUGAUCUAGGGCAACAGUGUCUAGAUGGAAUUUGUAUUUGUGGUGCUGGAAACUGGACCUUUUUUGGAACACCAAUAUUUUUGUCUUACUGAGAUUAACUGUCAGGGCCCACGUCUGACAGAAUGUGCAGAAGAUCUAGGUGCUGCUUGGUUGGGGAGAAGCACCAGAUCAUCUGCAAACACUAAACAUUUGACUUCAGAGACUAGUAGGCUGGGUGCUUCAGACUGUUCUAGAGCCCUCACCAAUUUGUUGGUAUACAUUUUGAAGAUGGUGGGGCUCAAGUUUUUUUGCCAAUUUUAACCGCAUACUUGUACACAUUGUUUGUGUACGUGGAUUUUAUGUUUUCCCCCAACACCGCUUUCCAUCAAUUUGUAUAGCAGACCCUCAUGCCAAAUUGAGUCAAAAUCAUUUUUGAAAUCAACAAAGCAUGAGAAGACUUUGCUUUUGUUUUGUUUUGUUUGUUUGUUUGUCAAAAUGGGUGUGCAGGGUGAAUAUGUGGUCUGUCGUACGGCAAUUUGGUAAAAAGCCAAUUUGACAUUUGCUCAGGACAUUGUUUUCACUGAGGAAAUGUAGUUAUUGGGGUCGAAUUUGUCUCCACUUCUGUGGAUUGGGGUGAUCAGUCCUUGGUUACAAAUAUUGGGGAAGAUGCCAGAUGUUAAAGGAGAUUAAGUAUAGCCAAUUGGAAUUUGUGGUCUGUAUAUUUUAUCAUUUCAUUUAAGAUACCAUCAACACCACAAGCCUUUUUAGGUUGAGGGGUUUGUAUUUUGUACUGUAGUUCAUUCAGUGUAAUUGGAGAAUCCAGUGGGUUCUGGUAGUCUUUAAUAGCUGACUCUAAGAUUUUUUAUUGAUAAUGUAUAUAUUUGUGCUGUUUGUUAGAGUGCCAGAAAAGAUUGGAGAAGUGGUUUAUCCAAGCAUCUCCAUGUUGGAUAGAUAGCUCUUCAUGUUGUUGUUUGUUUAGUGUGUUCCAAUUUUCCCAGAAGUGGUUAGAUUCUAUGGAUUAUUCAAUUACAUUGAGCUGGUUUCUGACUUGCUGUUCUUUCUUUUUCCUUAGUGUAUUUCUGUACUGUUUUAUUAUUUCACCAUAGUGAAACCGUAGGCUCAGGUUUUCUGGGUCUUUGUGUUUUUGGUUGGAUAGGUUCCUCAAUUUCUUUCUUAGGUUUUUUGCAUUCUUCAUCAAACCAUUUGUCGUUGUUGUUAAUUUUCUUUGGUUGUCUGGUUGAAAUGUUUAGAUUUGAUAGGGAAGCUGAGGUCAAAUAACUGUUUAUGCUUUCUACUGCCAAGUUUACAACUUCACUAUUGCAGUGAAACGUUUUGUCCAGGAAAUUGGACUUGAAUUUGUUCUUGGCUAAUUGUUUUCUGGUAGGUUUCUACACUACUUUCCUUUCAUCUAUAGCAUUUCUUAAUAGUAUGCAGUUUGUUUGGCUUUGAUGCCUCAUGAUUGAGUAUUGCUCUGUUCAAGUAGGCUGUGGUUUUGCUGUGAUCUGAUAGAGGUGUCAGUGGGCUGACUGUGAACGCUCUGUGACUCUGGGUUGAGGUCAGUGAUAAAGCAGUUUACAGUACUGCUGCCAAGACAUGAGCUGUAGUUGUACGUACCGUAGGAGUCCCCUCGAAGCCUACCAUUGACUAUGUAGAGCCCCAGCGUGCGAUAGUCGUAGUUGUGGGGCAUGUUUUGUCGUAGUUGUGGGGCAUAUCUAGCUCCACAAUGAGAUAGGGUGCAGGCCAGGCAGCAGGCUGUUAGCCAGCAUGCCAGCUUAGUGGAGUCUGCCACUAGCACAGUCAGUGUAGUCAGCUCAGCUAUCCCCAUUGAGACCGUGUCUGUGCCUCGAUCUAGGUUGAGCAAAACUAAACAUGGCGGUGUUCACCUUAGCAAUCUCACUGGAAUAAAGACCUCCUCCAUUCCUGUCAUUAUUAUCUCAAAAUAGGGCUACUUAAUGUUAGAUCCCUCACUUCCAAGGCAGUUAUGGUCAAUGAACUAAUCACUGAUCAUAAUCUUGAUGUGAUUGGCCUGACUGAAACAUGGCUUAAGCCUGAUUAAUUUACUGUGUUAAAUGAGGCCUCUCCUCCUGGUUACACUAGUGACCAUAUCCCCCGCACAUCCCGCAAAGGCAGAGGUGUUGCUAACAUUUUCGAUAGCAAAUGUCAAUUUACCCUCCCAAAAAAGACUGCAUUUAUGUCUUUUGAGCCUCUAGUCAUGAAAUCUAUGCAGCCUACUCAGUCACUUUUUAUAGCUGCUGUUUACAGGCCUCCUGGGCCAUAUACAGAGUUCCUCACUGAGUUCCCUGAAUUCCUAUCGGAUAAUAUUCUACAUUUUGGUGACUUUAAUAUUCACAUGGAAACAUCCACAGACCCACUCCAAAAGGCUUUCGGCGCCAUCAUCGACUCAGUGGGUUUUGUCCAACAUGUCUUCGGACCUACUCAUUGCCACAGUCAUACCCUGGAUCUAGUUUUGUCCCUUGGAAUAAAUAUUGUGGAUCUAAAUGUUUUUCCUCAUAACCCUGGACUAUAGGACCACCAUCUUAUUACGUUUGCAAUCACAACAAAUAAUCUGCUCAGACCCCAACCAAGGACCAUCAAAAGCUGUGCUAUAAAUUCUCGGACAACCCAAAGAUUCCUAGAGGCCCUUCCAGACUCCCUCCGCCUACUCAAGGACGUCGGGAGUACAAAAAUCAGUUAACGACCUAAUUGAGGAUCUAAAUUUAACCUUGCGUAAAAACAAAAAACAUUUGUCACAAGAAACUAGCUCCCUGGUAUACAGAAAAUACCCGAGCCCUGAAACAAGCUUCCAGAAAAUUGGAACGGAAAUGGCGCUCCACCAAACUGGAAGUCUUCCUACUAGCUUGGAAAGAAAGUACAGUGCAAUAUCGAAGAGCCCUCACUGCUGCUCGAUCAUCCUAUUUUUCCAACCUAAUUGAGGAGAAUAAGAACAAUCCAAAAUGUAUAUUUGAUACUGUCGCAAAGCUAACUAAAAAGCAGCUUUCCCCAAGAGAAAAUACUUUUCACUUCAGCAGUGAUGAAUUCAUGAACUCAUGAUCAUUAGAAAGCAAAUUACUGACUCCUCUUUGAAUCUGCGAGGCUGCACAAAACUGCCAGGACCUAGGAUCAAUGGAGACACUCAAGAUUUUUAAUCCUAUAUCUCUUGACACAUUCAUGAAAAUAGUCAUGGCCUCUAAACCUUCAAGCUGCAUACUGGACCCUAUUCCAACUAAACUACUGAAAGAGCUACUUCCUGUGCUUGGCCUUCCUAUGUUGGACAUAAUAAAUGGCUCCCUAUCCACUGGAUGUGUACCAAACUCACUAAAAGUGGCAGUAAUAAAAACCUUUUGGGUUCUAUGUAGAACUCUCUGUGGAAAGGGUCCUACAUGGAACCAAAAAUGGUUCCUCAAAGGGUUCUCCUAUGGGGACAGCCGAAGAACCCUUUAAGGUUCUAGAUAGCACCUUUUUUUCUAAGAGUGUAGGUAGCACACAGGACGACAUUCCUUAUUUAUUUCUAACCAAAUGUAAAAUGUCCUCAGACCUUGUAUAUUCCAGGAUAAGAUAGGGUCUCUCUCUCUCUCUCUCUCUCUCUCUCUCUUUGAAUCCUUCCACAGCAGAACUGUAGAACUGCAAGACAAACAGAGAAACAGAUUCAUUCACACACUAAAUCUGAAUAUUCUUCAACAGGAAAUAUCCGUAUUUUGGCAGUUCAUCAUUGUUGUCAUCUCAUAGCUGAAGGCUAGCCCCCUCCCCACACACACGCACACAAUUUAACUUGACUCUAAAUACAGUACACAAGCCUUUUAGGCCCAAUUAUCUCUGAGAUGACUUAGUAUCAUUACUGUGUGGUUCGUGUUGUAAAUUUAAACCAUUGUUUCACAUGUUUCUCAUGCAAAGAAAUAUAAUGAUGAUCCUAUUUAUACGGUCUCAUGUACCGCUCCAAAGGGGUGUUCAAACCUCUGCCUGGUGUGUGCUUUAUGUACAGGUGUCCACUGCUACUCCACUGACUGACACUGAGCCGUACUCUACCAGCGGAGGUGCUGUGAGCGGGUGGAGGUCGUCAUGGCAACCCAGCUGAAGGGCCUGCUGAGUGGGCGGAGACGUGUACCCAGUGACAGUCUGGCCAGAACAUUCAGGUCAGCUAUGGUGGGCAUGUGUCUGCUGUGGGCCUCAUACGUAACUGUAGUAGACUGUAAUGUGCCGCAGGGGGAAUGCAUUUGAGCCUGUAGCCUAUGAUAGAGCACACUGUGAUCUAUGGUCAGUGUUGAGUUUGUAGAAGAGUAAGAAAAUACAUGUUGUUUUACUAUGUUACACAUUCUUCCCAUUAUGGAGAAGGUUAUGAUUUGGGGGAAGAUUAUCCUAGAUCUGUACCUAUGGGUGGGCAAUAUCUAUCAGUAGUCUAUGGGGGUAGAAAAGUGGCUAUAUGGUUCUUUAAGGUGUAUUUUGUUUAGGUCCUGUGCCAGAAACCCUAGUGAGGUCAUCUCCACUAGACUGAGAGACAUGCUCCACACCUUCAUCCAGCACUACCAGGAACCAUGGGAAGAGAACCGCAGCCUAGACAGAGGUGUGUGUGUGUGUGUGUGUGUGUGUCUGUGUUAAUAUAUUGACAUUAAUGUGCAGUUGUCAGUAACUUCCUGUUGUUUGUAGAGAGAAGAGUGAAGUUCUCCAGCCAGACAGAGGAUAUGUACUACAGGGUUCUAGAGGCCGUCAUCAAUCAAGAGAGGAAGAGGCUGGGAGCCAAAGACCUUUCAGUGAGUUCUCUGCCCUCUGCUGUGUACGACUGGAACUGCACUGUUUAGUGCCUCUGGGGGCACUGUUGUACAGACAUGUACAGACAUGUACAGACAUGUACAGGCAUGUACAGUUGAAGUCGGAAGUUUACAUACACUUAGGUUGGAGUCAUUAAAACUUGUUUUUCAACCACUCCACAAAUGUCUUGUUAACAAACUAUAGUUUUGGCAAGUCGGUUAAGACAUCUGCUUUGUGCAUGACACAAGUAAUUUUUCCAAUUGUUUACAGACAGAGUAUUUCACUUAUAAUUCACUGUAUCACAAUUCCAGUGGGUCAGAACUUUACAUACACUAAGUUGACUGUGCCUUUAAACAGCUUGGAAAAUUCCAGAAUAUGAUGUCAUGGCUUUAGAAGCUUCUGAUAGGCUAAUUGACAUCAUUUGAGUCAAUUGGAGGUGUACCUGUGGAUGUAUUUCAAGGCCUACCUUCAAACUCAGUGCCUCUUUGCUUGACAUCAUGGGAAAAUCAAAAGAAAUCAGCCAAGACCUCAGAAAAAAAAUUGUAAACCUCCACAAGUCUGGUUCAUCCUUGGGAGCAAUUUCCAACACCAGAAGGUACCACGUUCAUCUGUACAAACAAUAGUACGCAAGUAUAAACACCAUGGAACCACGCAGCCGUCAUACUGCUCAGGAAAGAGAUGCGUUCUGUCUCCUAGAGAUGAACGUACUUUGGUGCGAAAAGUGCAAAUAAAUCCCAGAACAACAGCAAAGGACCUUGUGAAGAUGCUGGAGGAAACGGGUACAAAAGUAUCUAUAUCCACAGUAAAACGAGUCCUAUAUCGACAUAACCUGAAAGGCCGCUCAGCAAGGAAGAAGCCAAUGCUCCAAAACCGCCAUAAAAAAGCCAGACUACGGUUUGCAACUGCACAUGGGGACAAAGAUCAUACUUUUUUGAGAAAUGUUCUCUGAUCUGAUGAAACAAAAAUAUAACUGUUUGGCCAUAAUGACCAUCGUUAUGUUUGGAGGAAAAAGGUGGUGGCUUGCAAGCCGAAGAACACCAUCCCAACCAUGAAGCACGGGGGUGGCAGCAUCAUGCUGUGGGGGUGCUUUGCUGCAGAAGGGACUGGUGCACUUCACAAAAUAGAUGGCAUCAUGAGGAAAGAAAAUUAUGUGGAUAUAUUGAAGCAACAUCUCAAGACAUUAGUCAGGAAGUUAAAGCUUGGUCGCAAAUGGGUCUUCCAAAUGGACAAUGACCCCAAGCAUACUUCCAAAGUUGUGGCAACAUGGCUUAAGGACAACAAAGUCAAGGUAUUGGAAUUGCCAUCACAAAGCCCUGACCUCAAUCCUAUAGAACAUUUGUGGGCAGAAUUGAAAAAGCGUGUGCGAGCAAGGAGGCCUACAAACCUGACUCAGUUACACCAGCUCUGUCAGGAGGAAUGGGCCAAAAUUCACCCAACUUAUUGUGGGAAGCUUGUGGAAGGCUACCAGAAACGUUUGACCCAAGUUAAACAAUUUAAAGGCAAUGCUACCAAAUGCUAAUUGAGUGUAUGUAAACUUCUGACCCACUGGGAAUGUGAUGAAAGAAAUAAAAGCUGAAAUAAAUCAUUCUCUCUACUAUUAUUCUGACAUUUCACAUUCUUAAAAUAAAGUGGUGAUCCUAACUGACUGAAGACAGGGAAAUUUUACUAGGAUUAAAUGUCAGGAAUUGUGAAAAACAGAGUUUAAACGUAUUUGGCUAAGGUGUAUGUAAACUUCCGACAUCAACUGUAUAGUAUAGAGGUUGUCCUUGAUGACUUGUUUCUUUGUCAGGGCAUUCUGGAGCAUGAUCUGUUCCAGCGCUCUCUAGUGGCCUGUUGUCUGGAGAUGGUCAUCUUCUCCCAUCAGCUACCAGGCAGCUUCCCCCUGGUCAUUGACAUCUUUAGCCUGGCUCCAUACCACUUCUACAAGGUAACACCUACACAAAAACCUGCAAUACGUGUAAUACUGUACUGUAAUAUUGUAGGUUUUGUGUAAAGGAGGUGGUUUCACCUGAAAACUGAAGCAUUGUGUUAGCUCCCCAAGCUAAUGCCUAGGCUUGGGCUUAGAGGGCUUACACAGUCUUGGGGCAUACAGAGGUCCUGGGUUCAGACCUUGUUCAAACCUGGGUUCAAACACUUAUACUGUAAGCUUGGUGAUCUAUUUAGGUACUGUUUAACCCUCUACUGUGUGUGGUGUGUGCCAGGUGAUAGAGCUGGUGCUGCGGGCUGAGGAGGGCUUGCUGCCGGGUGUGGUCAGACAUCUGACCCGUAUAGAGGAGCAGAUCCUGGAGAGUCUGGCCUGGAGGAGAGACUCACCACUCUGGGACAACAUCAGAGCUGCCAAGGGACAGGGACAGCUGCCUGCAUGCCAUCAGGUCAGCGGGCAAAGGUUCAAAUUCACCUGUUUGUGAACUGAGCAAAAUAUCUAAUCAAAUAAAAUACAAUUGUAUUGGUCACAUACACAUGUUUAGCAGAUGUUAUUGCGGAUGUAGCGAAAUGCUUGUUUAAUAUACAGUGCACCAUCUCAAAAUAUAUAGAGCGACACAGCUGGCGCACUCGAAACAAGUUGGUCUAAUAUGGCAGCAUGACUGCUGUCGUUCCAUUAAAAAGAGGAAACAAAAUGAUCCCAACCUUGAGGUAACAGAUGGUUCUAUGUGUGUUCCAGGUGAUGCCCCCCCAAUACCUAGAGGACACAGACAAGAUGACUAAGAUCCCUCCCACCGCUCCACACUUGACCCCAAGCCUUGUGAAUGGGAUCCAUGAAAUCCACCCGAACUCCCCGAUUACACACCAUGAUCGCUACAGCUCACCCCCUGCUGGCUCAAAGAUGGACGCUGAGCCUAACCACACCAGUCAGGCCAUCACAGUCCUCCUCUGUCAUUGUUACUGGACAGACUGUAGUCACCAUGGCGUCAGCCACUGUCACCACCAACAACGGUCAGUCAGUCACCAUACCGGUUCGAGGUAAAGAUUUUCCCUCAGAUGAAACCCAAUAUGGCCAUAGAAAUUACAAACCUAAUAGAAUACUGAAAUGAUGUAAUACAACAUGUAAUAAACAUGUUAUAUACCUUGUUUACAUAUCACAACAACCAGUGCUAUUUGUUCAAUUAAACCUCUUCCACACCCAGGCAUUGCCAAUGACCGGGGAGGCAUCACAUUUAUCCCAGUGCGUCUCAGUGUUGUGGGUCAGCCCAUUCCUCCACAGCAGGUCUCCAGCACCUCUACCCAGCAGCCCCAGAACCCAGUUACACACAGACCUCAGAGAGAGGGCUCCAUCUCACUGUUCCUCCGCAAGGUAGGCUUUACUCACAGAUUUCUACAUACCUAAGCUAGCCUGAAUGCUAUGAGCCUAGAUAUUUAGUUCCAAUAUCCACAAGACAAAGGCCAUACUUCUUCCCUCUGUCUCAGGUCUACCACCUGGUGAGCGUGCGUCUGAGGAACAUCUGUGUUAAACUGGACAUCUGUGAGGCGCUGCGGCUGAAGAUCUGGACCUGCGUUGAACACUCCUUGGUCCACUGCACUGACCUCAUGCUAGACCGACACCUGGACCAAAUACUCAUGUGUGCCAUCUAUGUCAUGGCCAAGGUAGCACCAUUUGCUUUGCCUCUAGACUUUUUGCUAUACUUCCUUAAUGCAGAUGGUUUUAUGACUUUGGGGAUCAACAGCAAGGCAUUCAGCCUUCUAUACUUCUUCAGCUGUGUAUUGAUGAUAAUAAUGUAAUAUAAUAGCUUAAUUUCCAUGUGUAUGGUGUGUGUUUCUCAUGCAGGUAACCAAAGAGGACAAGUCUUUCAAGCUCAUCAUGCAGUGCUACAAGACUCAGCCUCAAGCAAGCAACUCUGUAAGGAGAUCAAUGUUUUGUUUGAUUUUGUGUGUGUAAGUGAGUUAAAUCCAGCUUGUUUGUAAUUGUGUAGUUGAUGAAGUCUGUAUUGUCCUCCUGUCAGGUAUGCAGAAGUGUUCUGAUCUCAGGGAUAAACACCAAGCCCUCACAAAACUCUCCUGGAGGAUCCAACAGAGAAAACAGUAAGAUAAAUAGAAAAACACAAACAUUCCCAUCGAUAUAUUCGCAUCAUAAUAUGCAUGAAUGAACGCAUAAAUGAAUGAAAGUAUGAAGUAUUAAAACAGCUAAUUUUUGAUGGUGAUGUUGCACUGUUUCCCAGUUGAUGCAGACCCCAGCAGUAGCGUGCUUACCUACCAGACCCCUCCAACCCAUCCUACAGGACCCAGAUCUCCCUAUAGACAGGACAAGGAGGAGAGAGGACACCUCAUCUAUUUCUACAACACCGUCUACGUCAAACAGAUGAAAGACUUUGCCCUGCGAUACUCCUCCGGCUCUCUGACCAUAGCCGGGGUGAGGGGACAUUUUCACAUACUACCUAAUGGUGACAGUAGUCGUCAUACACAAUACAUAGGAAAUACUUUACCAGUGUUCUCAGAUAUGUUUAAACUGGGGUAUAAAAUCAUUGGUACUUACAGGUCAUCUGAUCCUGUAAUAGAAGUAAGCGCAGUCCUUGUACAGAUACAGUGCAUUGUUCCUAGGCCCAGUGCUAUCAUCAUUGUCCAACAGAGAUUUUGACGACAUUCUGAUUAUUUUUUCCAUGCACAGGUUGAAACCCCUCCCCUUUCGCCAUACCCCUGCCAGCGUAUUGGAUCCUUGCGCAGACUCCGCCCCUCCAACCACCAUUCCCUCUACAUCUCCCCCCACAAGCACAGCACAUCCCCCUCUCCCCACACUGGGGUCGUAUAUUACGUCAGCAGAAGCCUCUCAAAGGUCAGAGGUCGGACAUACCUCUCUAACCCUGCUAACGGUUCUCUAACUGACCCUCUUCUAUACUUCCUAUCUGAAGCCUAAACAACAUUACACAUAUUUUAACUUCAAUAACUUUGAAAAGCAAAAGGCUUGGUCAUCGUAAAUACACAGUAUACAUCUAGUCAUGUGUGUUGCUAAUCGUUGUAUCUCAACUGUAUCCCACAGCGUCUGAGAGAGAUCAAUGACAUGAUGAGGACAUUUCAGUCACGCACCAGGAAGCGCUGUGCAGCCCAGCUGCAGGAGGAUGGUGAGGAGGAGGGUGGGCCGCUUGUGAAGAGACCCUGUCAGGAUAGCCCAUCCGACUGGCUGAGAAAGCUCAGGGACCUCGGCCAGGCAGUGACCAUGGCCAAGGCACAGCACCAGGCAACGGCACACAAUGGGACACAUUGA